Messenger RNA from Prorocentrum cordatum, 1550 nucleotides. The record is from the annotation of a GenBank genome assembly. NCBI's taxonomy places the organism in Eukaryota, Dinophyceae, Prorocentrales, Prorocentraceae.
GGAGGAGGAGGAGGAGAAGGAUGACGAUCUCAAUGCGAUAGCAGCGUUGGUGUUGCCACUCCAGCUGGGCCUCGCGGGCCCUCGCCACGCAACCCUUUUUCCUCAAGCCGAGCUGGGAAUGCCAGGGAACAUCAACUUCGGCAGCCACCCUCAGAACGCGGGAGAAACCAUGGCCCUGCGCUUGAGAGGUGCCCUCUUCGUGCUCGCGUGUGGCACCACAUGGGGCAGCGAGCCCACCCUGCGCCUGCGAAACGGCGUGGAGAUGCCGAUGCUGGCGGCCGGGGUGUGGCAGUACAACGACACGGAGGCGGAGGCCUCCCUGGUCGCGGCCUUCAAAGCGGGUUUCAGGAUGGUGGACACCGCCUGGGACUACCACAACCAGGUCGGCGUGGGGCGCGCACUGCGCGCGUCUGGAUUGCCGCGGGGGGCGCUCUUCGUUGAGACCAAGGUGCCGGGCUGCGGCCUGGACCCCGCCGUCUCGAGGUCGAACUGCUUCGCAGACACCAGGAGGGUAUUGGAGGGGGACCUGCAGCAGCUGAACCAGAGCUAUGUGGACUUGGUCAUUCUGCACUUUCCGCCUCGCGAAGCCUUUGUUCUCCGGAGCUGCCAUUUCAGCUGCGGCGCAGUGCGAGACCAAUGGGCGGCCCUCGAGGAGUUCUACAAGGCCGGCAAGGCGAAGGCCAUCGGUGUGUCGAACUACUGCCCCUCGUGCUUCGCGUGCCUCGACGGCAACGCGACCGAGGUGUACCCGAUGGUGAACCAGGUGUCGUACCACAUCGGCAUGGGGCCGGACGCUUCUGGUUUCUUUAGCUUCGCGCAGUCCAAGGGUGUGGUGCUGCAGGCGUACUCGCCGCUGGGGAACACGCCCUGGACGGAAAAGGCCAAUCCGGACAUCCUUGGCGGCAACCUCACCAGCACUUUGGCUGCCGCGCACUCGGUUUCCACCAUCCAGGUGGCCCUCAAGUGGCUGGUGCAGCAUGGGCUGGCCGCGGUGACCAAGAGCAGCAAUCCGCAGCACCUCGCAGCGGACAUCGACCUGUGGUCGUGGAACCUGACCGCAGCGGAGAUGGAGGUUGCGGACAAUUACCGCGUUUUCGGCAUGCCAUCCUUCGCGUGCAAUUUUGCAGAUCACGCCGCUGAGAUGCUGGUCUGAGCUGAGCCUUGGAGAGUGCCUACCUAGGUGCACGUCGUUUCAGUCGCCCUGCACCAUGGUGGAGGCAAGGAGCAAGACAUCUCUUUCUGAGGGCCAGAUCUCCGCAAGUUGCCUGUAUUGUUGAGGCGAGGCGCAUUUACAUACGAUUUCCCACGGCAAGCCACUAUUUUGCCGCAGGGGCGCCGCUGUGCCAUCGGCCGUCUUUCCCGUUGGGGUCAUGCGUCCUCUGUGAAGAAGCGAAGCAAAUCUAGUCUCGAGGGAGAACGGCAUUUGUUGGCGUUGAGCUGUCCAUCCGCAUUGGGCCCUGCUUGAAGAGCAACCCGUGCCAGAGUGCGUCGACGUCUGGUCUGAAAAGAUUUCCCCCUUCACGGUACUCCUCUUCCUUACAAGUCCUCAC